Molecule: messenger RNA, 5546 nt
Organism: Aethina tumida (small hive beetle)
Lineage: Eukaryota; Metazoa; Arthropoda; Insecta; Coleoptera; Nitidulidae
Gene: nompC
Product: serine/threonine-protein phosphatase 6 regulatory ankyrin repeat subunit A
Exons: 19
Coding region: 136-5400 (1754 amino acids)
Biological process (GO): GPI anchor biosynthetic process; calcium ion transmembrane transport
Cellular component (GO): glycosylphosphatidylinositol-N-acetylglucosaminyltransferase (GPI-GnT) complex; membrane
Molecular function (GO): calcium channel activity; protein binding
Source: RefSeq, a predicted model, not a curated record
CCUGCUGAAAAUGCUUACAGGCGGCGACGUGCUUUUAACUUGUCUUCGGUUGGUUCUGUGCGUUUUGUUCAGGCGGUUCCUGCUGAAAUGAUUGACUCUUCCGUUUGCGAUCGGGCAAUGAUCACCUAGACGAAGAUGUCGCAGCCGGGCGGGAAGAAAACGGGAGGAAAGGGACCUCCCAAGGAUAAAAAUAAUGAAGACAAGGACAAAAAUAAAGAAACAGCAAAUGGCAAAGAAUCAAAGGAAAAGGAGAAAGAGGAAACGGGUAGCAACCCGGAGGGUGAAGAGGCACCGGUCCCGAAGCCGCAGAGUGCCGGAGCCAACAUCCGUGAUGCUGCCCAAAGAGUCCUGGUGUUGUGCCAAAAGGCGGAAUGGGCUCCGGUCGAUCAAGUUCUCAAGUCCAUGGAGAAGGCCAUUGCGGCGGCCGGGGACGACGCCAACACCAUUCCCCUUGCUGGGGUUGCUGAUAUGGCGACCGGCAUGACACCUCUCAUGUAUGCAGUUAAAGACAAUAGGACGUCACUCGUCGAUCGAAUGAUCGAACUCGGAUCGGACGUCGGAGCCAGAAACAACGAUAAUUACAAUGUUCUACACAUUUCUGCAAUGCAUUCGAGGGAAGAUGUGGUCAAACUAUUACUUUCUAAAAGAGGGGUUGACCCAUAUUCCACAGGAGGGAGUAGAAAUCAGACUGCAGUCCACUUGGUAGCUUCGAGGCAGACUGGAACCGCCACAGCUAUUUUGAGAGCGUUGCUUCAAGCUGCCGGAAAAGAUAUUCGACUGAAAACCGACGGGAGAGGAAAAGUGCCUUUGCUGCUCGCGGUGGAGGCAGGAAACCAGUCCAUGUGCAGGGAGCUCCUGAGCGCCCAGACGGCCGAACAACUCAAAGCAGCCGCAGCAAAUGGGGACACAGCCCUUCAUCUGGCCGUUCGAAGAAAAGACAUUGACAUGGUUCGCAUAUUGGUGGACUAUGGAACGAGCGUGGACAUACGGAACGGUGAGGGCCAAACACCGCUUCAUAUUGCCGCGGCGGAAGGAGACGAGGUGCUGGUUAAAUAUUUUUAUGGGGUUCGAGCAUCCGCCAGCGUCACAGACAAUCAGGAUCGCACUCCGAUGCAUCUGGCGGCAGAGAACGGCCACGCCAACAUCAUCGAACUGCUCGCUGACAAAUUUAAGGCCAGCAUCUUGGAGCGGACCAAGGACGGUUCGACUUUGAUGCACAUCGCCUCGUUGAACGGACACGCCGAUUGCGCCAUGAUGUUGUUCAAGAAGGGCGUCUAUUUACAUAUGCCAAAUAAAGACGGUGCCAGAAGUAUACACACUGCUGCAAGAUACGGACACGUGGGUAUAAUCAAUAAGUUGAUCGAGAAGGGUGAAAGGGUCGAUGUCACCACGAACGAUAAUUAUACAGCUCUUCAUAUUGCUGUGGAGUCCUGCAAACCUGCCGUGGUGGAAACACUAUUGGGAUAUGGGGCAGAUGUUCACAUAAGAGGUGGAAGAUUGAAAGAGACAGCACUUCACAUCGCAGCAAGGGUAAAAGAUGGCGAAAGAUGUGCCUUGAUGCUUUUAAAAUCGGGAGCAGGGCCAAAUCUUCCGACACACGACGGACAAACGCCUGUUCACGUCGCAGCCCAAUACGGCAACCUUCAAACCCUUCUUUUACUUUUGGAAGAUGGCGGCGAUCCUAUGUUCAAAAACAAGCGUGGAGAGACACCCCUUCAUCUAGCGAGUAAGGGUUGCCGUCCAGAUGUGGUAAAACACCUAAUCAGCUACGUAAAAGAAAACAAAGGUGAUGAAAAAGCUUCGCAUUACGUAAAUGAGGUCAGCGAAAACGACGAAAGUGCUUUGCACUACAUCUGUACCGUGACCAAAGAAGAGGUUGAAAUACCCGACUCAGACAAAGAAGUGGCCAAAUUGUUGUUAGAAAACGGAGCAGAUAUCAAAUUGCAAACCAGCAAACACGAAACCGCCUUCCAUUAUGUCGCAGUGGCUGGCAACAAUGAUGUUUUAAUGGAGAUGAUAGGUCACAUGAAUACGACAGACGCCCAAAAAGCCUUAAACAGACAGAACGUAAACGGAUGGACCCCGUUAGCUAUAGCGAGUCAUAAAGGCCACUUGGAUAUGGUUAAUAAUUUAUUGGCAAAUCAUGCGAGGGUGGAUGUUUUCGACACAGAGGGAAGGUCAGCGUUACACUUGGCGGCCGAGCACGGUUAUCUGCAGGUGUGUGAUUCAUUGCUGUCAAAUAAGGCUUUCAUUAAUUCCAAGAGCAGGAACGGACGAACAGCUCUUCAUUUGGCAGCAAUGAACGGCUACGUCCCCCUCGUCAAGUUCCUUAUCAAAGAUCAUAACGCCGUCAUCGACAUCCUCACCUUAAAAAAACAGACACCUCUUCAUUUGGCUGCAGCAGCUGGUCAAAUGGAGGUGUGUAAACUGUUGCUCGAAUUAGGGGCGGAUAUCGAUGCGACGGAUGAGCAAGGACAGAAGCCAAUACACGCAGCUUGCCAGAACAACUUUUCCGAAGUGGCUAAGCUGUUUCUUCAGCAACAUCCUAGUCUUGUAAUGGCGACGACCAAGGACGGAAAUACAUGCGCUCACAUCGCUGCGGCUCAAGGAAGCGUUACUGUCGUUGAAGAGCUUAUGAAAUUUGACAGACAAGGGGUGAUCUCUGCUAGAAACAAGAUCACCGAUGCCACUCCGUUGCAGAUGGCGGCCGAAGGCGGACAUGCUGAAGUAGUGAAAGCUUUAGUGAGAGCAGGAGCUUCCAUAACCGACGAAAACAAAGCUGGCUUCACUGCUGUACAUCUCGCUGCGCAAUAUGGCCACAUGCAGGUUUUAGAAGUGUUACGAUCUUCGAACACUUUAAGGGUUGUGUCUAAAAAACUGGGCGUGACGCCUCUGCACGUUGCGGCGUAUUUUGGCCAGGCCGAUACAGUUAGAGAACUUCUGGCACACGUGCCCGGUACCGUCAAAAGCGAAAGUCCUAAUGGAGCGUCUCUAGUUCCGACACUGGGAAAUGAAACUGGGAUGACUCCGUUGCAUCUUGCUUCGUUUUCUGGGAACGAAAAUGUUGUAAGGCUGUUGCUGAACUCAGCUGGUGUUCAAGUUGAUGCCGCCACUCACGAAAAUGGGUACAACUCGAUGCAUUUAGCAUGUUAUGGUGGUCAUACAACUGUGGUAGGUCUCCUGCUGAGCCGUUCAGCUGAACUUCUGCAAAGCGUCGAUAAACACGGAAAAACUGGCCUUCAUAUCGCCGCCACCCAUGGACACUAUCAGAUGGUCGAGGUUUUAUUAGGUCAGGGUGCAGAGAUAAACGCACCAGACAAAAAUGGCUGGACACCCUUACAUUGCGCUUCUCGUGCCGGAACUUUCGAAGUCGUCAAACUUCUGACCGAAUCCGGAGCGUCCCCCAAAUCAGAAACUAACUUGGGCGCCGUCCCUAUUUGGUUUGCCGCGUCUGAAGGUCAUCAUGCCGUUUUAGAAUAUCUGAUGACCAAAGAACACGACACUUACGCCCUUAUGGAAGACCGGAAGUUCGUGUACAAUCUCAUGGUCUGUUCUAAGAACCACAACAACAAACCCAUUGAGGAAUUCAUUUUGGUGUCCCCCGCUCCGGUCGAUACAGCUGCCAAAUUGUCCAAUAUUUUGAUUGUUUUAUCCAAUAAAGAAAAGGAAAGAGCAAAAGACUUGAUAGCUGCAGGAAAAUUCUGUGAAGCAAUGGCAACAGAAUUAUUAGCUUUAGCAGCUGGGGCAGAUUCAGCUGGGAAGAUUCUAACUGCAACAGAUAGAAGGAACGUCGAAUUCCUGGACGUACUGAUUGAAAACGAACAAAAAGAAGUGAUUGCUCACACAGUCGUGCAACGAUAUCUUCAGGAACUGUGGAGAGGAGCGCUCAACUGGGCGGCGUGGAAAACGCUUCUUUUGUUCGUGUUUUUCAUAAUUUGUCCUCCGGUGUGGAUCGCGUUCACUCUUCCGUUACGCCAUAAGUACUAUAAGGUUCCCAUUAUAAAAUUCAUGUCCUACCUCACCUCCCACGUUUACCUAAUGUUGUUCCUCUUGAUCGUCGGCAUUACACCUCCUUAUCCCGUCGUCAGAUACAGCCUCCUCCCAUAUUGGUACGAGUGGAUACUUCUGGUGUGGCUGAGUGGACUGCUGCUCUUCGAACUGACCAAUCCCAGCGACAAAUCCGGAUUGGGAUGGAUCAAACUGUCGGUACUCUUAUUUAGCAUCUUCGGAGUAGGUGUGCAUUUAAUGGGUUUACUUUUUAUCGAGAAAAACUAUUGGCCAACUUUAAUGUACUGUCGCAAUCAACUGUUCGCGUUAAGUUUUGUGCUUGCCUGCGUCCAGAUCUUGGACUUUUUAUCGUUCCAUCAUCUGUUCGGACCGUGGGCCAUCAUCAUCGGCAACUUGAUGAAGGAUUUGGCCAGAUUUUUGGCCGUCCUGGCCAUUUUCGUGUUCGGAUUUUCGAUGCAAUUCGUCGCCUUGAAUCAACCCUUCCAGAAUCUUACGCCUGGCGAAGUUAGAAGACUGCCUAGGGAUCCUAAUCGAGCUGGAUACUUUAGAGACGAAGUGGAAUCAUUGUCCACCGAGGCGGAGUGGAUGGAAGGUUACAGUUCCAACAGUCCGAAAUCGAGAGCGUCCCUCCGUAAAAAACGGCCUCCUUUGACAGGGAUGAUAAUGAACCCACUGCUCGCGUUCGAGUUGUUAUUUUUCGCCGUGUUCGGCCAGACCACGUACGACGAGCUGACGGUGAAGGCGCUGCCCAACCACAUCCCGUUCCGGCCGAGCUGGACCGACAACCUCUUCAAGGUGGUGUUCGGCAUCUACAUGCUGGUCUCGGUGGUCGUACUCAUUAACCUCUUGAUUGCCAUGAUGUCCGAUACGUACCAGCGCAUUCAGGCACAAUCCGAUAUAGAAUGGAAGUUUGGACUGAGCAAACUGAUAAGAAACAUGCACAGAACCACAACAGCUCCAAGUCCAAUAAACUUAAUAACCACUUGGUUAUUUUACCUUGUAAAUAUUUGUAAAAAACGAGUGAAAGCCAAGAAACGUCAGAGUUUGGUACAUCUAAUGGGCAGCUUUCAACGAACGGAACAAUUAAGUCCGCGCUCCAAGGCGGGUGCUAAGUGGCUCUCAAAGGUCAAAAAGGGUCGCCAAGUUGCUCCCAAAGAGUCCGUCGCUUUGUCCGUUUCCCAUUUGAGUCCUCUCGGUUCCCAGCUGAGUUUCAGUGCGACGAACAUGAGGAUUGAACACGUGACUGAUUGGGAGGCAAUCGCCAAGAAAUACAGGGCACUUAUGGGGGAGAUCGAUGAGGACAGGAAGGAUCAGAGCGACGAGACAAACGAGGAGGAGGACGAGGAUAAUGGACAAGUGCCCAACAAUAUGCCGAACGCUUCCGAAGGUUGAAGGCUUUGUUGCGUUGUGUUUUUGUACAGUGUAAAAGUGGUAGUAAGUCAUUGAGAAUUUUAUUGAAUUGUAUGAAUUAUCGUAUUGUAUAAGUUUAGAUUAGUUGAGGACGGAUAUUUAUUUUUAAUAAAAAUAUUAAGCCCUAA